ACAUCGGCUCCUACUCCAGGAAUAACGGCGUCGUCAACACCUGGUUCUCUUCAAGGAUCCGUUACCGGAACAAGUCCACAGUCAGCCGCUUCAUCUACAACCUCUAAAGGUGGUUCGCAAUCUGCAAACAGCGGUAGCGGACUUUCCACAGGCGCGAUCGCUGGCGUCGCAAUCGGUUGCCUUGCUGCGGGCGCCUUGAUCGCUGGGCUCGUUUUGUGGGCUUGUUGGCGCAGAAGGAGUAAGUCAAGAACUCAAUAUUCACAGACCAACACAUACGCAACGUCUUCGAAUGAGAAAGGAUUCACUGCGAAUGCUAUACCAUUAACUGGACAACGAUCAUCGGCCUUGGCUUCUGGGGGUGUAUUUCCUCAACCGUUAGAAGACAAGGCCAUCUCUGGCGAUGUCUCGAAAAUAAGCAAUGCUAUCAAGAAUCACGUCCAAAGUUAUUACCACACUAGUCGUGUUAGCCCUGGCUUGAUCGAUCAUGAUGAUCUUCAGGCAUUAGGAUCAAAUCUACCAGUUUCGGCUGGAACGCUUGCUACCUUGAUGGAAAGUACUGCGACUAGGGAGAUCGCUUUGAGGUUUAUCAUCGCCUGGGUCAUAAUCUCAAAGAUCCAGCCUUCUAGAGACCCUUCAAAGAGCCUUCUGCCGUCUGAAGUUGCACAUUGCUACCAAGCCAUUACAAAUGGAGAUGAUGGUUAUCAAGGUCAAGCCUCAUUGACGGCACGCUGGCGGGUCAUGACUGCGGAGUUGAUGCAAUCCAGCUACGUUCGCAAUCCCUUCAGUCCUUCCGACAGUCGACAUGCAAGCAUACAAGCAACUCUCGCGACACUAGACAGCAUACUGCAGCCAUAUGCCGACAGUCGUAUGAACAAUGGAGAACGCAAGAGAAACCUCGAGGAAGUGUUGAAGCGCGCUGCGCUGUUUGCCUACACGCUGUUCUCUCAGCCUAGCGCAUGGGAAUUUGAGUGGCAGGAGGAACAAGGUGUUACUUCGGGGGAGUUGUGCAUUUUCCCCGCUCUUAUGCAAGUGGCAGACGAGACUGGCCAACCUGUCAACCCGCCGCGACCGUUCAGCGAGGCUGUAGUUAGACGGUUG
This is a messenger RNA of Alternaria alternata, 1098 nucleotides long. RefSeq lists its product as hypothetical. The annotation marks the transcript as partial. The transcript is spliced from 2 exons. The record is from RefSeq and is a predicted model, not a curated record. Lineage: Eukaryota; Fungi; Ascomycota; Dothideomycetes; Pleosporales; Pleosporaceae.